AUGCAAAAAUACUCAAUUCUAACUGCUUUGUUAAUGUUGUAUGCAGCGCAAAAUGUUACAAGUAUCAAAUGUGCGGAGUGUGGUUAUUUACCUCAUUCAAGUAAUUCUGGUUUCAGAACAUGUCCAGUCAACUGCCAAGGAGAUAUUUGUUUCAUAGUAGUAAAUAAUUACUAUAAUGAAACGUUGGUAUCUGGAUGUGUGAAAGCUGAUAAUGAAACACGAAAUUUUUUCCGUGAUCAAGCUUACUGUUACAGAAAAAAAGAGUAUGUCAUAUGUGGCUGCACCACGUUAGAUCGUUGCAACAGUCCUCAGGCACCAUUCUCUAUGUUUACUUUUAUUUCCAAACCUUUUUUUGAGGAUUGCAUACUUAUACCUCAAUCUGGUUCGUUUUCUCUUCUCAAUUCAUGA
This is a messenger RNA of Thelazia callipaeda (thelaziosis nematode), 408 nucleotides long. The record is from the annotation of a GenBank genome assembly. NCBI's taxonomy places the organism in Eukaryota, Metazoa, Nematoda, Chromadorea, Rhabditida, Thelaziidae.